Molecule: messenger RNA, 17033 nt
Organism: Dermacentor andersoni
Lineage: Eukaryota; Metazoa; Arthropoda; Arachnida; Ixodida; Ixodidae
Product: zinc finger SWIM domain-containing protein 5-like
Cellular component (GO): Cul2-RING ubiquitin ligase complex
Molecular function (GO): zinc ion binding
Source: RefSeq, a predicted model, not a curated record
AUGGCGACGGCGCUCAGGCCGUCGUGUUCUUUUGUGGGUGGAAAUUGCCUCGCCAAGGGCGACAGAUUGUCCAAUUUCGAGCCGAAACUGUUCGGACAUCGCCAGCCGGAGAGCCUCUUGGACGUGUGUGCAAAAGUGGUGGCGCAGCACAUCCCAUUCCAGCGCAUCGAAGAACGCUACAACAGGAUACCUGAGCCCGUGCAACGCAGGAUCAUCUUCUGGUCGUUUCCCCGCAACGAACGGGAUAUUUGCAUGUACUCGUCUUUAUCAAGUGACUCCAAUAGUUGUGGUGACUACCAGAAGCUUCCCUUUUACCGUGGCCUCAAGCUGUACGAGGCUGGGUGUGUCGAUAACGUGUUGCAAGUAGGUUUUCACUUGAGCGGCAGUGUGACGCCCAGCGCCCCUGGAACGGGAUACCCUGCCGAGCCGGAAAAGAAGUUCCGCAUCUCCAUCAGUUUCGACAGGUGUAAGAUCACCUCGGUAACAUGCACGUGCGAAACACACGACAUCUUCUGGUGCCAGCAUGUGGUGGCCCUGGCCAUCUACCGAAUCCGGAAUGCCGACAGCGUCCGGCUUCGAGUUCCCAUCUCAGAGACCCUGCUGCAGCUGGACCGGGAGCAGCUGCAGAAGCUGCUGCAGUACCUGAUAGCCGAGCACCACACCGAGGUGCUGCCAACAGCUCAGCGCCUGGCUGAUGAGAUCCUCCAGUCUCGGUCACUAAUCAACCGCAUUGCCGGGGCCCCCGACCCUACGGCGGGUGCCUCGGCUGAGGAGGACCACAGCUGGCACCUGGAUGAAGAGCAGGUCAGCGAGCAGGUGCGCGCCUUCCUCUCCCAGGGCGGGUACUUCAUGGUCUCCCGGCAGCUCAAUGCGCUCUUCUCCAAGGUGAAGGAGAUGCUUCGAGCGGGUGAUUCCAACGGGGCACGCAUGCUGCGUCUCAUCACCGAGCAGUUUCUGGCUGACCCGCGACUCGUCAUCUGGCGGGCCCAGGGAACGCCCAUGUCCGACAAAUGCCGCCAGCUUUGGGACCAGCUUGGCACCUUGUGGGUGUGUGUGGUUCUUAACCCACACUGCACGAGUGCCGAGAAGCAGCAGUGGCGUCAGCUGCUGGAGCGGUGGUCCUCUAUGCACAUCUGCCCGCUGGAGGAUGCCGACUUCCGUCCCAGUGCCACAGGACGCCGUCCCCUCGUGGUCGACGACGAUUCUUCUGACUCGUCCGAGGACGAUGGCGGGGGCCACAGUGAUGGCCGUGGGCCUGGCGGUCACCAUGGGGGCAACGCUGGGAGCCACCACCAUCCACGGGGAGUGCCUCCUGGUCCCCAUCACGCUGGCAAUGGUGCACCGCCCCACCACCCGCACCGGCGCUCACGGAGGAGUGGCCUCGUCACACCGCCGCGUUCCAUCUUCCACCGCGCCCUGGAGGCCUGGAUGCUCUCGUGGGACGACCCACACUUGCGCUUCAUCUUGUCACACGAUGCCUGUGCCGAACCCCAUUCCCACCGCUCGUCCGGAUCGUCGUCGUCUUUCUCGUCGUGUUCGUCGCCGUCGUCUGUGUCGUCGUCGUCAUGUUCCAGUUCCUGUGCCUCAUCGAGCAACCUCUUCAACUCACAGGGUUACCCGUUAUGGCAUGAGCCCAUCCCGGUGGCGUGCUCGCGGGUGGAGGCCCUGCGCUCGCACGGCUACCAGCAGGAGGCCCUGCGGCUGGCGGUGGCCGUGGUGCGCACCAUGAAGCGCCAGCAGCGUGAGUGGCAGUGCCGCUGGCAGGCCGAGCAGGAGCGCUCGGGCAUCCACCACCACCACCACCACCACCAUCACCACCACCGGGGGGGACGCACCUCCUCCUCCUCGUCCUCCAGCUCUUCGUCCUCUUCGUCCGGUUUCUCCAGCCUUACAACGCACAACAACACGGAGGGCUGGGUUGGCCACCCGCUCAACCCCAUUGGUUCCCUGUUUGACACACUGGCUGAGGCCUCUCUAGUUCCAGACAGCAAGCACCUAGAGUACUUCUACGAAUCUCUGCCGGGCCCCAGUGCCGAAGAAGCAGCUGCUACUGGCAGUGGUAGUGGCAGUGGUGGUGGAAAUGGCGGUGGCGGUGGAGGGAACAAUGGCGGAGGAGGAGGCAACAACAACGGCGGAGGUGGUGGUGGUGGUGGAGGUGGCAACAACAACAACAACGCAGCUGCAAACUCGUCUCACCACCCUCACCCUUCUCAUGCACCACACGGGAAUGGUGGUGGUGGUGGUGGUGGUGGCGGCGGCGGUGGCGGCGGUGGUGCUGGCGGUUCUUCGUCAUCGUCGCCUCCUUCCUCGCAGUCGUCUUCGGCACAGCCGCGGGAAAGACCCAGGUAUCGCCACGUUGCGGUGCCAGGGAGUCGGGAUCGCAGCGAGUCGCUCCUUUCGCUGGCUGUGGAGGCGGCCUUGGUGGGACUGGGACAACAGCGGUCCAUGCCCGUGGGCCUCUAUGCACAGGAGAAGGCGUGCCGGCAGGAGGAGCGGCUGAUAGCGCGCCUGCGGGACGUGGACGCGGAUGGCCUGCUGGUGGGGGUGCUGCGCAAGCAGGCCAUGCUGCUGCUUGAGGGGGGCCCCUACUCGGGCCUCGGCGUGGGCGCCCACCCCGAGAGCGUGCCUAUGCACACCUUCGCCCGGUACCUCUUUGGGGCCCUGCUGCCAUACGACGCCGACCUGGCCUACAGCGUUGGGCUGCGUGCCAUGCGGCUUCCCAUCCUGGAGAACCAGGAAGAACCGGAUGACCCGGGCACGGGCGCCCCUGUCGCCCCUGCCGCCAGCCGGUACCCGCGGUGGUUCACUCUGGGCCACGUGGAAGUGCAGCAGUGUUUGCUGGCCUCCACCAUGCUCUCUGCCGCCAAGGACGAUGUGAUGCGCCUGCGGACGGUGAUGAAGUCGUCGCAGCGCAACAUCCACAGCUCGUCGCAGUUGUUCAAGCUGGCACAGGACGCAUUCCGCAUUGCCGUGCCUCAGGACGGUGGUCCCAGGCACCUGGCCCUGCUCAACGUGGCCUUUGAGCUGGGCUUGCAGGUGAUGCGGGUGACCCUGUCGUCACUGAACUGGCGACGUCGGGAGAUGGUGCGCUGGCUGGUGACUUGCGCCACAGAGAUCGGCCUGGAGGCCCUGGUGUCUAUCAUGCAGAAGUGGUACCAGUUCUUCACACCCACCGAGGCUACCGGUCCAGUGGCCACAACCAUUAUGUCCCAUGCCACCAUUCUUCGGCUUGGACUGGACUUCAGCCAGCAGGAGGAGCUGUCGUCAUGUGCCCGCACCCUGGCACUACAGUGUGCCUCCAAGGACCCCCCAAACUGCGCCCUCAAUGCUCUUACCCUGUGUGAGGGAGACGCAUAUGCUUUUGAGACGGCACACCAGAUUGUCGUAGACGCCGCAGGCUCCGGGGUCAUGACUUCCUCGCAGCUGUUCACCGUAGCUCGGUACAUGGAACACCGCGGCUACGCCCACCGAGCCUACAAGUUAGCUGUGCUGGCGACGCGCGGCGUGCAGCUCGCGUACAACCAGGACGCCCACCCGGCCAUCAACGACAUCCACUGGGCAUGCGCGCUUGCCCACUCGCUCGGCCGCUCCGAGCUUGCGGGGCUCGUGCCAUUGCUGGUCAAGCACGUGCAGUGUGCCACGGUGCUGUCGGACAUAUUGCGCCGAUGCUCGAUGGCGGCACCAGGCAGCAUGGGAACGGUGCCGCUGGACGCCAAGCGGCGCUGUGUACGCGCCCUCUCCUUGGACAAGCCCCCGCUGCGCCCCCUGCUGGACGCAGCCAUCGCGGCAUACGUCAACACGACCCACUCGCGUCUGGCCCACAUCUCUCCGCGCCACUACGGUGACUUCAUCGAGUUCCUGGGCAAGGCGCGCGAGACGUUCCUGCUGGCCCAGGACGGGCACGUACAGUUUGCGCAGCUCGUCGACAACAUGAAGGCAGCCUACAAGGGCAAGAAGAAGCUCAUGUAUCUAGUCAAGGAGCGGUUUGGCUGAGAAGGGGCCGGUGGGGCACACCACUCGAGGCGGUGUGGCGCGGGCAGCCAAAUGCCUCCACCGGGCACACUGGCUGAGGGCUCUGGCAUCACCUCUCAGUCGAGCUCACAGUCCCAGUUUGGUGGCUCUCGGCAUACCGGCUACAACUGCCGGCGCAGGGUUCUUCAUUUUUUUCUGGAGCAGUGGCAACGAUAUCAAAAGCACUCCUCGUCCACUAUUUCAAGGAGCCGCUUUUUCCUUCCUGCUUCAUCUCCCCACCCCCUCCUUCACCUGAAGCCGGUGCAGAUGCCCUCUUGAAAUCGGAGGAAGUAGUGGUCUGUUAUGUGCGCAGACGCCUUUCUUUUUUUCCACUGGGCAUCCUGAAGAAGGUAUCCCUUCUGUGUCAACCUUUUUAUCCUUGACAGAGAAUAUUUUUUACUUUGUCCCAAAGCAGACGAGUGUCUGUGGAGUGGUUUUACUACUCGUGAACUUAGUGAAAGAAGUGAUGCCAAACCACCAUCGUUCUCAACGAGAUGCCUCUCUCAGAACCGUUACUAUCAGGGACUGAAAAGCAAGUGAAAAAAAAAAAAAAAAACGAAAUGUGGCAGGCCUGGCGAGAGACACUGGUCCUUGUUUUUAGAGUUCUUAUCAUCUUGAUGUUUUAAUUGAUUCACACAGUAGCAGUAUUGCAGAGAGAUGUCCUCUCUUUUUCUUUUAUUCGUUGUUUCGUGCCUGUAGUGCACGUCCCUUCUUUGCCGAGUUUGUUGUUUGUCAUACUGUAUGUUGUUUGGCAUAGGUUGUACCCCAUGCAAGUUGCAUUUACGUUGUGUCGUGCUUGAAAUGUGUACAUUCGUUGUGUUUCACAUACUUAUUGUUUUGCGUACAGGACGACAUGCCACCAAUGUGCUGUAGGCUACUUGCACCACCGCAGAUGUUUUUAACCCACCGCGUUUAGUUGCUAGCCAAACCAAUUACUCUUAUGUGUUAGCUGCAAAGUGGCUGAUUGCCAGUGCGGUCGUCUUGCUUGUUUGUGGAUGCGAAACUGCGGCAAGAACUCCUCUGUCUCGCGAGUCCGAAUGAAGAAGGUGUUGCCGCAGCGUGCAUGCGUGUUACCCUAAGCCUAGAUCAAACAGCGUAAACAUGAUGCUUUUUUUUCGUGUGUGUGUGUGUGCGCACCCACUUAGUAGAACUGUGGGGACUCUUAUCACUCGUUCAUUCCUCUGUUGCUCAUUUUUACAUGUUCCGCGUUGAAUUCACUGUUCCACAGUGGCAUUGUGUAAAGUUUGCGGCCAACACAACGGGGAGGCAAUGUCAAAGCCACAGUAGGUGUAUAUUUUUUUUCCUUUAAAAGUUUGUGAUCUUGUUCGUAUUCGAUCUUCAUGAUCGUUCUUUCUGCUGGAGCAAAGUCCUCGCAAGGUUUCAGGUGGCAGUGGCACAAUUUUACUUGCGCACAAUGCGCCACAAAACGUCAAGAGCAAAAGGGAUCCUUUGUAGGCUUCUCGUCGCCAUUUGCCAUGGUCUCGCCUAUGACUGGCCAAGACGUCUGCCAGACUAAGUUGCCCACUCUCUACUCUACUAUGCAUCACUGGAGAUUGCACCUAGUAGCGGCCGGGCCAAAAGACACCGCAAAUGGCACAAGGCCGUUUUGCCUUGUAUCAAUGUGUGGCAGUAAGAGGACUGAAGUUGGCAACCCCUAUCAUCCCCCACCAUUUUUCGUUGUUUAAGUUUUACAGAGCUCAAGCAUUUGCCAACAGCUAUGGAAUGUGGUUUCUUUUCUUUUUAUUCCCGACCUUGUCUCUCGCCAGAAGCUGCCGGUGACGGGUGCAUGUCGAGGGACAACGAAUACGCGUCGUCUGCAAUCGCGUGUGAUGAUAAGUCCCUCUUCUUUUUUUUUCCAUGACUGUUUUGUGGUUUGAUGAUGCCUUUUUGUCCGCACGACCAGUCACUUCUGUUCCAUGUUGUCGAAAUCGAAGGAGAGUUUGCGGCCGCUUGUAUAUAGUCUCGUGUCCGUCUCUGCAAUAUUCCAGAUGCGGUGCGCACCUCCCUCUUCUCUUUUUCUUUUUUGUCCUAUAGCUGUGUUUCAUAAUUGCAGAGGCCUCUUCUAUAUCCAAAGUAUUUGGUGACUUUCCCUUCUUCAACUCCCUAUACUUGCUGGAGAAGCAGAAGCAUGCAGUUCAGUCACUGCAUGUUGUCGUAGUUUUGACAUUCUUGUUCUUGGCCCUAGACAACAACUCUUUGUGCCUUGUGGUUGUUACAGUUCUGUUUAUUGGUCAUACAUUUCCUUUUAUUUGCACCAUGUCUGUUCCGCUUAUCUCUUUUUCUUCAUUCAUUGUUUCGCAAUAUCUCCUUUGUUAAUACAGCGCAGGUAAAUUCAGCUGCUUGCGUAUUGCCAAAAAAAAAAGAAAAAAUCAGAUACUUCUUUAAAUAAUGACACUGCGGCGCGCCAUUCAUCUGAAUGUUGCGUAUCUACUUACUGAUAAAAAGAGAAGCAAAAACGCUGUUACGAAAAACUGUGGUGUGGAGCUGAUGUAUAAAUUGAAACACUAGUCAGCGCUUUCAUUUGGGUAGGCCAUGCAGCUACGCUCAGAUAAUUUGCACUAUCCUUUCCCCGGUGUUUUGUUGUCUGGCAUUGCGAAUUUCUCACAAAGAUGUCCCGUUUUGUUACUCAUCAGCAGUUAGGCCUUCCUGAUUUCUUUUCGCACUGAUGGGGAGCAAUAUCAAGCUCAGUGUUCUUUGCUGAUCCAGAAUGCUGUCACUGGCAAAACAGACUGUCGUUCUGGUUCAGAGAGGACUGAUUCGUUGCUGGAAACAUAGUAUUUUUGUGGACAUUGUGUACAAAAUGUUGUCUUCUAGAAACACUUAGGUGCUCAGUACCGUUCAGGAGCAACAACUACUCACGGCUACGGCAUUUUGCGUUGAGCGCAAGGUCAUGGGUUCAAUUCCCAGUGGCGUUCCGAGGAAAACAGAAUGCAAGACCGCUCAUGUACCAAGCUUUGGAUGUAUGUUUAAGAACCCCAGAUGUUCGGAAUUAAUCCAAAGUCCCAAAUUAAAUUACCGCUUUGUGUGCCUUUUAUAAAGAAAAAAAAAAACACGAAAAAAAAAAAAAGUUGGUGGGGUCAUACCAAAAAUUCAGUCUGGUAAGUUCUCUUGCUAAGCCUUUUUCCAACUCCCUUCUUUUUAUUUGUGCCGGAUGAAGAAAAGCCUACGCGUUCAAAACAGCAUUCUGUUUUUCAGCUGUCCAACAUAAGUUGCUUUAAACCUCCGAGUCAUCACAGGUGCACACUUGCCAUUUUUGCAGAAAUCAGCCAAUUGGUCAAGGAAAAGAGUUAGGGAGAGAAAUGAACGGAAUAAGGUGGGCCCUGGAUGUCCUAAAACAGUUGUUUAACGUAACUGUUUGCAAGUUCCGCACGCAGGUGACUACAGAGCAACGUUACUGCCACGUCUUUUGUCCUGUGAGAUAUUGUCAGUUUGAGGGCAGAUUGCUCCAUUCUCCCAUGAAGGCCUGCUUUCAAAGUUUUCCUCCCUCUCGUCCCUUCUGCCUGUGCCCAACUGUCGUAGAGGCCGUUGUCUCUCAGAAUCUCGUCGGAUGAUCUCUUUAGCAGCGAAUCAACAUAUCGUACAGCUUGCAGUGUUUCUAAGCAUCUUAUUUCGUGAUAGUCUGUAAAGGUCUCCGGUUGCAUGUGCAUGCUGCGUGGGCAGCACAUAUUUUUGGCUGAAGGCAUAGCGGUCUAUUAAUGACUCAGAAGGGUUUAUAUGAAUGGUCCAUUGAUGUUUUACAGCAGGGUUGGCAACUUCGUUCUUUCUUUAACAGUAUCGCUAGGUCACGGUACAAGGCACUCCAGCUUCAGCAACAACUCACUAAGUGAUCGUAAUGAAGGAGUGCUUGAAAUUCUGUCUCUUUAUGUGUCAGUUGUUCUUGAAUGUCUUCCAUAUUAGUUCUUAGGCCAUGGCUUUAGAUCACCUUCAGUGGUGGCUAGGCAACGGUUGGAAUGCGAUUGUGGGAAAACAACUCCCGAUUUUCUAAAACAUUAUCAGAUCUCAAGAUUGUGCUUUGCCAAGAAAAGCAGCUUUGGUGGACACAGGUGGCUCUCCAAUAAGCUCUUCAGUAAGUCCUUGAAUCUAGUGACAAAUGGAGGCGCAUAGGGAGGAUGUGCGCCUUCGGCACGACUCUCUAGGCAUAAAAUUGUGGAUAGGAGUUAAACUUGCAAGUCCGAGGAAUUUUACCAGCACAAUUUAGUGACUAUUUACAUCAGUACAGCAGUCACCAGAAAAAAAAUCACACAAAUCUCCUAAUAAAAGGCAGAGUUGUCAUAAGGUUAAUAUGAACUUGUUAAAUUUAGCAACUAUGAAGUUACCAACACUGCUUCGCAGGCAUCUGGAAGGCAACCUUGAGGACUGGCGUGUUAUGGCACAAAGUACUGUGCAUCCCUUCAAUGAAAAGCAAAACAGACUGUUUGAAACAUUGUGUAGUAGUUCAAGUAGAUCUCCAAUGAAAACGACUGUUCUUCGUUCCCUGAUCCCGUAUUCUUGUUCAGUUGUUACAUUGUAACAUCACUUUGUGUGUCCGAUUUUGAAUGCCUUCUGCCUUUUAUUAGGUACUUGUUGAUUCUGCCAUGACCAUUGCUGCUUCACUUUUUCCGCACUUCUCCUUUUCGUGUGCUGUUAUCAAAAUGUGUUAUGGUACUCCGGGUAUUCUUAGAAUGCUUUGUUUAUGGCACAGGUUCUUGUGGGUUUCUUGUCAUGCGUUUUAAGUGCCUUGUGUUAAACUGUGAAAGCCGCAACUUUUUUUUUUUUUUUUUUCUUAGCUAACAAGUAGGCCCAAACAACCACCUGAGAAGCCAUAGGUCAGCAUUGUAUCUAGCAGCAUACUGUGCCUUUAGCUGCAAGUUUUGUACCCCUAGACUGUAGUUUUCAAUGAGGAGUCUUCGUUUUUACACUUGACUAACUUCUGAUGCAGGUUACACAAACUGACUGUGCAUUAAGUUCUGCCUUAUUUAUUGACCCUGUUUGUAUGGGCUGUAGUCAGUGACUCUGCAAUCCACUAACUGCCGCUAAAAAUGUGAGGGAAAAAAGAAAAGAGAGAAGCUGUGAAAGUUAUGUUUUCAUUAAUUACAGCCUUGAAUAGGAAAGUGAUUGCAUAUUAUGAGUAGUAUACACGAUAUGACGGUACCAGCUGUGCAACUUAUGUCUGAAAAGAGCAAAAAAAAAAGGAAAAGAAAAAAGAAAACAAGGACCAUCUAUCACAUACUAUGAGUACCUUGGUACCAUGUCCAAAAAACAACAUUGCAGAUAAGUGCACCUUGAUAACGGCAUUCCAGAGUAGCGGUUGUUUGCACAGACAAGCUGGGCUCACUUUGGGCAGUUCGUGCAAAGCAUUCUCUGGCAAAACUUAUUUAGGGAAACUUCGCCAUACUGCUGAAUGUAGCAGUAUGCUACAGAAGGGCACACUCCAGUUUUCUUGAAAAAGCUAACUCUGCAGUCGAAGAAGUUGUUUUGGGUUGGGUAUCGAACCCAGGAUCUCUGCCUUUCCGAAGCAGUUGCCCUAACAUCUUGGCUAGCCAGAAGGCUAGUGUGUAGAAGGAAGUCCAAAACCUAUUGGCAACUUGGAAGUGCUGGAAGCUUAAGACAGAUUAAUCAUUCAAGUGAGUUCAACAUAAAUCUGCGAAGUUUCUCGUCCCCCGCCCAAAAUGAAUUUUUGAUCAACUUCAGUGUUGGCUUUUUUGAUUACUUUGAAUUGGGGUUAUCUCUAACAAGGAAAACUGACACAGUUCGGUAGACUGCAGUUUUAACUCUAAUGAAACUUUCUUGCCUUUAGGAUUUCCAUAGAACCCGUUUGGAUAAUUCAUUUGAUUAAGACUCAUCCUUGGCACAUAAAGGGUCAAUGCAGUCUUUAAGGCAUGCUUAAUGAACAGUGCUGCUUUGCUAGCCCCACUGCAGCUACGAUGGCCCUGCGUCCUCGUAAUUUCCCCAAAGCUAUCGGUGCUUGACUCUUCAGCAGUCGUUUUGGCUUUUAUUGUCUCUGUCUUGUUUUGAAACCGUCGCACGCGAGUCUCUCGGCACAACUCUUGAACGGACGGAACGACAAUGCCUUUUGCGGAGCUGCCGCUGUUGCCUACCUCACAAUGAGCUAUGCCAAAGACGGACUGGAGCUUCCAUGUGACGACGAUGCCUUCUCAAGUUUUGAGCAUCACACAUAUAUUUUCUUUUUCAAGGAUCUCACGCUCCUCCUGAAAAGCAUUGAGUGUUCCGUUCUCUUUAGGAGCCCUGUUGAGGUGGUCAGAUUGGCUCGAUUGUCGGCUGGUCAACUAGAGCGACCUGUUGAAAUUAUGCGGUCUUGAGCCUGACUCUUGUAGAUACAUAUCGUGUGUCUUUUCGCAUUUCAAAGCCCUGCUUUGAUUUAUAAACCAAUCUCGUUUGUGUGUUUCUUGUUUUCUUACACUGCUGUUAGAGUGAUGCAACACGCAUGAAUGGUGUUUUUCUAGUUCUGUAGCUUGGUCAGGGGAAAAAAGUACACGGAAAACCGAUUUGUUCGAAGGAAACCAUUCUGCUUGUUCGGAGCAUGCAUUGCAACUACACAACUACUGUUAGUAGGCAAGUUAGUGUGGCGAGGUCACUGUGCCAGCAGUGACAAUGAAACUGAAUUGUUGACCAGUGUGCCGGUCAUCAUUUAAUUGUCUAUUUUCAUGCAGUUAAGCAUACUGUCAGACUAAUUAAGACAAGUCAAGGCAGUCUAAUAUAGAUCCGGGUGACUAUGAUGAAAAACAACUUCAAUGCACUAUCAUGCUGUGACAAGGUGCACACCUCGUGUAACCCUUCUCGAAAAUUUAAAUUUAGAUGUGUUUCCUAUCUUAUUGGCAUUAUCGCCCCUACUGCAUCUUUUCGUUAUCCCUCAUGCAUCAUCAGAUUCACUAAAGGUCAUGCAGCACUGCCGUGUUUAUUAGUAAAUCAGUUUGUAUUAGCAUUUAGCGAGAAAUGAUGCGUGUCCCUUAAAUGAUACGAGUUCCAGCAAUGCACGCUUGGCUUUUAGAGUUCUGUAACAGAGCGUGCAGCCUUUGCUAAAAGAAACAAAGCCACUGAGAGUAAUGAUGUUGCUGAGUCCUUGCUGCAUUGUGCUGCAUUGACGAAGCUUCUGGCCGUACUCGUCAUGGCAGCUUAGUGGCUGUGGAUGAGCAUGAGGUUGUGGCUUUGAUUACUGAUCGUGGCACUCACAUUUCGAUGGGUGCAGCAUACAAGAACGCUUGUGCAGUUGGACUACGGUGCACCUUAAAGAAAUCCACAUAGUCUGAUGCAGAACCCCUCCGCUGUGGUGCCUCUGUUAGCCCCAGUGUUGGUUUGGGAUGCUAAACCCCGGGAAUCAGUCAGUAAGUCGGACUUGUUGCACUGAAAAAAUCUUGGAGGGUAAAACAAGUCGCUUAUGAGCAAACAGCACUUCGAAAAUGAGCCACAGAGAGAAGGAAGAUGCAAGAGCAUUGGCUUGCAUAGAAUGCAUGUACAACGAAGUGAAUGCAUACAAAUACAGGGUGUUUCGGUGAGCACUUUCAAAAUUUUUUAAAGGUUGCCUGUGGCAGAUAGGCCAAUUCUAGUUUUAUGAGCCGGUCUACUCGAAGCGGCAGACACCACUUGCAUAAGAAAUUGAAAUGCUAAAUCGACUAAUUAACUUUUAGCUAAUUAUCGUAUGACCCAUAUUGCAAUUUACAAAUUCUAGCAGUGGACUUCGCAAGGCGAAUCCACUUGGAACGAAUUCUCGAGAAAACACCGGUUUCGAGAUAUAAAUUACCGAACUUUGCAGAGGAACGCAUUGGCGUUCCAGUUACUUGUGUGCUUCAGUGCAUGAAAUGAUAUUUUGUUAACAAAUCAACUGGAAAGCCAAUGCAUUUCUCCGCAAAGUUUGGGAACUUAUAUCUCGAAACUGGUGUCAUCUUGAAGAUUCGUUCCAAGUGGAUCCGCCUUGUGAACUCCAUGACUACAAUUUGUGAAUUGCAAUAUGGGCCAUAAGGUAAUUAGUUAAAAUCUUAAUUAGUGAGUUCUUAUUAAUUAGGCGAUUUUGUAUCUCAAUUUUUUGUGCAAAUAUUGUCCGCCGCUUCAAGUAGACCAGCUCAUGAACUAGAAUUGCGAUAACUGCUACAGGCAACUUUUAAAGAUUUUUGAGUGUUCGCUGAAACAGCCUGUAUUCGGAGAACAACACACGCAUGGACUCAAAUCAGGCACUUGGACAACUUGAGUCACAUUCACGAAAGAGCCCACGGGUGUGGAAAGCAUACAACCCCCUGCCGAAGUGCCUGAUGUGCUUUCGUGUGUUCUUCGUACAUAUGCUUGCGUUUGCCUCGGUAUACAUGUAGUUGAGGCUCCAUUCGCGUGUCCUUUCUGUGCGGUUUACCUCGGCCACAUUUUUUUUUUUUUCAUUCACACAAGGCACACACAAGCUUGCCUACUAUUUCAAGUUGUCUCAUUUCAGCAUUGCAAAACAUAAGAGUGAAAAUGAUGCCAUGGGGUUCUAGUAGUACGGAUUCAACAAAAAGCUGCCUUGAUGAUUCUGAGGAGAGCUGCAGUCUAGCACGCAAUGGCUUUGUCUCUCUUGCCAAAGAUGUGUAAACGGCUCUGCUGUUCUCAUGAAGCCUUUGGCUCCUAUUUGCAAGAAGUUUUGCUUCUUGCCACUGGUUUAGUGCUGGCCUUUUGAUUUGUUUGGCUUGUGUUACGAGAUGCCAGAGAAGGGAGUUACAAGGCAGUCCAUCCUGCUUUGUAGUGUCUUAUUUGGCAUUCUGUCGUGAAAACCUUUGUUGAUUCACGUGAUGUCCCCACUGUUGUUGUCACAAUUUGUUGCUGUUUGUGUGAGUGAGGUUUCCAUUUAAGUUUGUUUACGUGAGUGAAACAUUUCCUUAUGUGUAGAUCUUUGAAAUAAGUGUCAAUGUCAUUCCGUGAUCAUAGAAAAAAGUGAGGCGGGCCUCCAACAAUGCCAGUCAAUAAUCUACCUCUAUCGGGCAAGGAAAAAGGUGAACCAAAAGGACUGCUGUGAUUGUGAAACAUGCAAGCAUCACUGAAGCUUUUCUCUGCUUUACUGUACAACUGUAGUGUGGUGGAAAUGGCGUUGACCUGAAUAUCAUGAGCUGAUCUCUGUAUGUUCUGGCAUAACAGCAGACAAGCGUUUCAGCCAUAGGUGGACAAAACAGACAUAAAAACUCAGUUAUUUCCUCUGAGAAUGCUAGUUGUAGCUGACUGGAAGGUAUAAUUCUGUUCGGAGCACUCGGCUUUUGCAUUUGCAAGCUCCACCCUGGUGGUCAGCAAGUGAACUUAGGACUUGCAGUGGUAACUGGUUCACAAACUUCAGUUAAAAGGUUUGCUAGAUAAUUUAAAUCCACUGUAGAUCAUCCAGUAAUGAAAAAUGUCUGUUCAUAACUACAAUUCCUCCCCCAAGUUUUAUUAUUUUGUAUUGGCACAUUGCCAUUGCACAUAAGACAUAAAUAUUUUUUUUCUGUAGAUGAAAUUCAAUUCUACAAGGCUCGCGCUUUUGAGUCGUCCAAGUGUAACAGUUCUUGAACUGCACCAAAGAAGCACAUUUGUCUUUGGCAGGGUUUUGUACCGACUCCGAAGAAACGUCCAUUCUUUUGCCGCUGUGGUGUGACAUGCUGUGGAAUUGCGCUUGAGGACGUCGGCCUCUUCUGAUUGUUAAUGCCAGUUUGCAACUUUGGAAUGUGACUUCUUUUAGUCUGCGUGAGCAUGUCGCAGAAAGGAUUUUUCAUGGUGAACUAGAUAUGCCGGUGAUUAAGAAAUGCAACCAGCACUGUAUACUUUACAACAAUUUUCUCCGGCAAAGUUUGGCAGAUGGCAUUGCAUUGACUGUGAAGUGUAGGAUAUGCAACACUGAUUUUAGGAAGUUUCAAGAGAGCAAUCUCUGCUUGUGGUACAAUGGAACUAGGUUGACAUUUAGGUCUAAACUGCACGAAUUGUCUUGCAUACGUCUGACUAAAUGUCUGCUUCACCAUAUGCAUCUCUUAAUCGCAUUGUGCUUGUCAUACGAUUCAAGCAUACAGAACCAAAAGAAUCUGUGCUGGGUGUGUUGGUAAUUCAUACUUGGAACUACAGAGCAAAAACUACAACAAACUUAAAAGAAAGACAUGAAGGACAGCGCUGAAAUUAUGGCAGAAAGCUGGGCUAGUUGGAAUUUUUAUAUUUCAUGCAUAAUUUUUUUCAUUAUAGGGUUUUAUGUGCCAAAACCACGAUCUGAUUAUGAGGCACGCCGUAGUUCUGGGACUCCAGAAUAAUUUGGACCGCCUGGGGUUCUUUAACGUGCACCUAAAUCUAAGUACACGGGUAAAAAUGUUUCGUGCAUUUCCAGUGCUUAAGGGGAAACGGGAAAACCGUGAAAAGAAAAGACAACAGGACAGGGAGGACGCUCUGUCCUCCCUGUCCUGUUGUCUUUUCUUGGUUUUUCUGUGUCUUGUUAAGUGCUGGAAAUGCAUGAAAUGGGAAGCUCUGAAGUUCUGUGCUGAAGGCACAUGAGUGUUAUGCAGGCAGUGAUUAUACUAAUACUACAUACAUGAGCAAGUUCAUGCCUGUUACUGUGCGCGCCCACCAUAGUUGUAUAGAUUUGGGUAAAGAGCUUGGGCAGCUGCUGCUGUUUCGGUCACUUGUGUGGUUGAGACAGGUGCAGCAGCUGACUUAGCUGCAUGUCUCGGGAUCACGUAGUCGCAGUUUACACUUUUUUUGGCGGGAGAGCACAUUUGCUCCAAUCUUGUGUGCAAAGAGUGCACACUGAUGCACUCGUUUCUUAAUUCGUCGGACAAGUAGGGACCUCGAGACAUUCAAGGUGAUGCGGAAGCAUAGUCUGACGUGUGUGCAAUGGUCCGUGUGGUUUGGGCUUUCGUCUUCUUGUGGACGACGUUUUCCUGAAUUCUUAAUUUGCAAAGCCAGUGAGGACCAAGCAAUGCAUGUUUUGUUUGUGGCUUCAUUUUGUACUAUUUUGUGUCGUUUCAUGUUCUGUUGAGCGUAUGCUAUAUAUAUAUAUAUAAAUAUAUAUAAACUGCUUGUGCAAGAAGAGUGUGUGCGCACAUGUGCAUUUCAUGUCUCUCAGCGACAUUGCCGUCGUGAUCAUCGCCAUCGUCAUCAUAGCCGAGUAUGUGUGAAACUCUUGUGUGCAUUGGUUUGCAUGUGUUCACAUGCUUGUGGCAAUUCUGUCUCUUCGACACUGUACGUCGAAGAAAUAUCAUGUACAGGAUAUAUUGCGCAGAUAACCGUCGACAGUGCGGUGGGUUGGUGACGUGACUUUCCGUUGCCCAUGGACAUGUUUGCAAUCGCCCCCUCGCUGACUCUUUUCCUUUUUCCCCCUUCUAUAAAAUCUUCCAAGCGUGUGCUUAUGUAUCUACGAACGCUAUGCAACAUCAGAAACAAAGAUGACAAAGAACACACCAAGUGAUGGAGAGAAUGACCAACUGUGGUUCGCUUCGAGAGACUCGUGCGACGCAUUCAUCUCGAGCUGUGCAGUGCAGUGUCUGUGUGGUCGUCUGGUGUUGGCGAGCCGGACUGUCUCCGGAACAGUUGGCCACUGGCUUUGGACUCGUGAUUGGUUUGACUCGUGUCCGUCGCAUGCUGUGCGCUCUCGGUGUCCGCAGCAUGCCCGUUGCAAAAUGACCGGGCAGCGACCGAAGCUGCCACUGCAAGACUACGGCAAAUGAUGGAAAGACGUUUGUGCGCGUGCCUGCUUGCCUGUGAACUGUUGUGUGUGGUGUUUCUCGCUGACAUACUUCUUUCUUCCCUUUCCUCUAUCCCCAGUGCACGUAUGUGCACAUGUGUAUCUUUGGAGCGUGUGGCCGUAUUACUUUGUGGCAUUAAUUUGCGCCCUUCCGCGUGUUGAUUGCUUUGUCCUUUCCUUGCCCUCUUUGUCAUGCGUUUGAUUAGAAACCUACCCACCCUCAGGACAGAGGCUGCCAAUUUGCCUGCUUGCAGUUGCGAAGGAGCUUGAAUGCUAAAAACUUGGGAUUCAAAUCUGUGUUUGCUGCCAUUUAUUUUAAUUUGUUUUGAGAGUGCUUCUAGGAGCAUGGCAUUUCACUGCCUCUUAACAUAUAACUUUGUCCAGUGUCGUUCUCUGCUCACAAUAUCACGUUUGGCCAACAUGAAAGUAUGCACCAACAUAGUCGUGGUUGGCUUGUAGUCACACCGCAAGCAUGAGGAAAAUCUGUGCCAUAACCCAAUCUGCUUAUCUCCAUCUUAUCUCCAGCCAAUCUGCUGCUCUACUGUAGAAGCUGCGAACGGGACUAGGAUAAAGCAUUUGUGGCAUUGUGUAAAUACCACUGCUUAAGCUAAUUAAGACAAAUUUUGACAUUAUUCCAUAAUUACAGGAAAGCUAAGUAUGCAUAACAUUUACAUUGGAAAGCUUGGACAGAUUGGACAGGUAAAACAAAAUUGUCUUGAAAUUUGAUUGAACUAAAAAGAUGAGUUUCACACCUUCCUUGCUUUCUUUUUUUAAUGUCUGCGACUGUUCUAGCAACUGUGCUUGUUUUUCUGUUGUUUGCUUUUUAAUGCUCGGAAAACUUAAUAAUAACUAGCGUUCUAUAUUUUCUUGAAUAAACAUAGAAAAGGGAUUAAACUGAACAGAAAGGGAGACCUUCUCUGUUCCCUAUGUUUUCUUGCAUAUCCACCAGUUUUUUGCUUCGAGCUUCUUUGUAAACUUCAGCUUGCCACGUGGUACAUAGUUUAUCCAGCGCAAGAAACGUAGCGCGGACCUGCGUGUGAGAAGGAGUGUUGAGUGAUUGUUUUGUUUGCAUUUGCUUUGUAUUGUGUCCCUUACCUCAUACCUCAUCGCAAAACCAUAUCCAUCCCACCUACCUGAUUGGCUAUGUUUGUUGGACCGUUGUUAUUCCUUUGUUCUUGUUUUUUCUUUACUCUUUUUUUUUUUCGGUCAACACUCAUCAGCUGAUGAAAUGUAACCGGUCCACCUGUGUUAUCACUAUUUAUUCGAAUGGAUAUUUAAAGUGUUCGCAUCGAAACUAUAGAAGGGCAAAAUGUGCGGUGGUAUGUGUGAGCAUUGAGUGACUAUGAACUUCGGAAUAAAAAUGUCUUGAACUGCU